AUUUCUUCUCUUUGUUAUCCUUCUCAUUUUUCAUCGUAUGAUGCUAACUUGAGUUUGAAAACUUCUUCAGAUAAUAAUCAUUUUUCCUUGAUCAUCUAUUCGUUUCCAUUUGUACAGCUUCGUUAAAAUACUAAAAUAAGGAAGAGUAAUAUUACAUUUAGAUAAUGGAGAGGUUGGAUCGAGAUAUUUGUUUGGGUCGGUGUUGAAAAUGCCUCCAUCUCCAUCAUGGAGGUGUUUACCGAAUGAGAUGAAUCAUAAGCGAGGAGAUACUCUUGAUGGUGGGCAGUUUACUAAAGAGAAAGAUGAUGAUCUUGAUUUGUUUAAUCAUUUGGAGAUGGAAGAAGAAGAUGAUUUUUCGUUAGAACCCAAUGAUGAUCUCGAUGAAUCCUUUUCUACAAAAUUGAGACACUUCUCGACUUCAAAGCCAGGCACCACGAUUCCAGUUCGAGGCGAGAGCAUUGACCUUCUUAGUGGUGAAGGUGAUAAGCACGAUUACGAUUGGUUAUUGACUCCUCCGGGCAGUCCUGUCUCUACUUCACUGGACAACGAGGCAUCAUUAGAAACUUCUUCUCGCGUAGGUAGGCCUAGAGGUCAACCACUGUCUACCUCGAGAUCAUUCAGAGCAGAGAAAGGUUAUAGGAAUCAUAGAAGUAGUGCAAGCCCGCACAGGUUGAGUCCAUCUCCUAUCUCACAAGCAAGAGGAAGACCAUCGUCGGCUUCUGGAGGUGCUUCUCGUGCAAGCUCAACUCCUUCAUCACGAGCUCAGACGCGUAGUCCAUGUUAUCCACGAAACAAGCCUUCAACACCACCUCUAGAAAGUCCACCCACAACAUUCCAAACGACGAGCUUGAGCUUGAGCAGAACCUCUCCCGCAAAAACAAGUCGUGGUGGCUCUCCUUCACCAAAAUUUCGGGCCUGGCAAUUCGAUGAUCCCGGUUUCUCUUUAAAAACACCACCAAAUCUUCGUACAUCUAUAGCUGACCGUCCAACAUCAUAUGUGCGGGGGUCAUCACCAGCGUCCAGGAGUGGAAGGGGUUUAUCCCCAUCAUCAAAGAGUAGCAUGGGUUCACCCUCAACAUCGAGAAGUGAAAGGGGUUCAUCACCAGCAUCAAGGAAUGGUACUGACUCAUCCCCAAGAUACUGGAGGCAAUCUAUGUCUCCAACUGCUUCAAGAAGUGUAAGUUCUUUAUACAGUCAUGAUGGCGAUCAAUCUAGUCCCUAUAGUAGAUGCUCAAUGGCAUCAUCGGGUGAUGAUGAUAUAGGCUCUCUGCAGUCUGUCAGUAUAAGUUCAUCCUCCCUCUCCAUAAGGAAAGUUGGGAUAUUCCCACAUAAAAAAAUCCCAACAUUUGCCAAGAUGGUUUCCAGAACACCAUCUCCGAGUUUUGCCACGGAAAAAUCUUCUUACUCCGCACUUCGGAAAACGGAUAAGAAAACCCCUCAAGCUAAGUUCAGACCACUUUUAUUGAGUGCCCCAAAUACUACCUUCUCUGUUGAGAAAGAAAAUUCUUCGUAUCAAUAUCAUCACAUGAACUCAAAGAACUCCUCAGUUGUAACCAGCAGUGAUCCAAGUUCUGUACAUGUUGAUGUUAUUGAUCUGUACAAGGAUGAUCAUGCCGAAUGUAGAGAGGAAACUAAUAAUGAUUCUCAUGAUGAAGUCAAUAGAAUGAAUGAAAAAGUUGAGAUCGAUAUCCACAAUCCUAAAAUUGAAGGUAUGACAUGUGAAGUUAGCCCAUGUGAAACUGAACACUUGAGCCAUCAAAAGGCUGAUGUGGUUUCUGCAUCUAUAUCUUCUUCUUUGAAUAUUGAGAACCUCGAAUGCCAUAAAAAUGAAACAAUAUGUUCUAAAUGUGGUAAGAAGUUUUAUGUUGAGGUUCUAAUAGAAGAUAAGAAUGGAAUAUGCCAAGAUUGUAACGAGACAGAUUUGUGCAUAUCUUUGUCCACUAAACUUAUUCCUGGAGUUGAUCUUCGGCAUAUCGAUGUUCACUUUCAAGCGGAAUUAAUUAAAGAUAAGUCAUUGAGUGAGUUGGUUCCUGAGGUUGAAGUACCUAAAUUGACAAAACUUAAUACAAUGAUUGAACCAUUGAUUGUCACUGGUGAGAUUAACGCGAAACAAGGGAAAAGUUGUUUGCUAAGCAAUUCAUUUACAAGGUCGAUAAUGGAGGAAGGUGAGAUUCACCUUGUUAAGAAGAAAGAGGUUAGCCAGACUGUAGUUGGUGCAGACCAUGAUAGAGAUAAUAAAUCCCUACAUAAUAUGGGUGAUCUAAGCAUGGAGAUGGAUGUUUUCGGGGAUGUUGAAACUCAAAUUAUGGAAAGUAGCAGGCUUCAGACUUUUCAAGGAAUGGAUUUCUCUGUUUCCAGUGUACCUUAUGAUUCCCCUCAUUCAAGAGAUGGUGCAGAUAAAAUGAGAAUCUUUACUGCCCCAUCAUCUGCUCAGUUCAGCCCAUCUAAAGAAAAUAUUCAUUGUCAGCCGAAGUUAAGCUGUAAGAAAGCUGAAGUGGCGAAUUCGGAAAAUGACUUGAUUAUAAACCAUUGUAGGUAUGACUUAUCCUCUUCUGUUGCAGAGACCUUUUAUAUUCUGGAAGAUGCUAUAGUGGAAAGUUGUGUGGAUAACGAUCAUGAUCGUAGGGAGGAUCCAACUCACGGUGGGUUGGUUACUGUAUUUAAAGAGCUAGAAACUGCAAACGAAAGUAUGCUCGGUUUUCAAAUCGAUUGUGUGGCCUUCCUAAAUGCGAAAUGCAGCUUGGAUGUGUUUGAUAAGCAUUCAGUUAUUUCAGCCUUAGAAAAAGAUGAUCCAAUUGAACCGGUAGGGUGUCCUAAACAAGAAAUAAAAAAUAUGUGUGUCGAAGCAGCAGCAAUUGAUACGCUUCCGUUAUGCAGUUCAAUCGUUCACAAUCUAGCUUACCAGGCUACAUCUAUUGCUACGGAGAAGGAAAAGUUAAUUCAUGUAGAUGAUUACUGGACAACUGUUACUUCAUUCGGCAAAACCAGUUAUAAUGAGGACUCACAUGUUAUGACUAUCAACAGCCCCUCUUUGAACUCUAUGAAGGAAAUGCAGAAAGUGGAAAUGAAGGGUAAAAGUUUAUCAACUAAAAAAGGUAUCAGCAUAAAUACCAGCAUAAAAAGCCAAGAACCCAUGAAGAACACGGAAACGGUUACUAACAGGGGUGACAUUAUUAUCCCUCAAAAGGUGGAAGCAAAAUGCAGCUGCAUAGUGAUGUAAAAAAAUUUGGUUUGGAAUGAAAUGCUUAUUUUCUGAGAAUAUAUAUGUGAGGAAGGGUGUUGCAUAUCUGUAUUGUAAGUUUUUCUUCGUAG
Molecule: messenger RNA, 3312 nt
Organism: Papaver somniferum (opium poppy)
Lineage: Eukaryota; Viridiplantae; Streptophyta; Magnoliopsida; Ranunculales; Papaveraceae
Exons: 7
Coding region: 209-3220 (1003 amino acids)
Biological process (GO): cortical microtubule organization
Cellular component (GO): cortical microtubule
Source: RefSeq, a predicted model, not a curated record